Messenger RNA from Meyerozyma guilliermondii ATCC 6260, 2892 nucleotides. RefSeq names its product transcription elongation factor (gene SPT5). The transcript has a single exon. Gene Ontology annotation, cellular component: DSIF complex. Gene Ontology annotation, biological process: transcription elongation-coupled chromatin remodeling; regulation of DNA-templated transcription elongation; transcription elongation by RNA polymerase II. Lineage: Eukaryota; Fungi; Ascomycota; Pichiomycetes; Serinales; Debaryomycetaceae. Bases 1 to 2892 code for a protein of 963 amino acids. The record is from RefSeq and is a predicted model, not a curated record. Gene Ontology annotation, molecular function: mRNA binding.
AUGUCUGAUUUUGUCGAACACAAGCAUCCCGACGGCGAAGAUGGCUACGACGUCGACGACUUCGAUGUGGAAGCUGCCGAGGUUGAUGUCGCGGACGAUGGAGAGACAGAGCCUGUAAAUCGUAAAAGACUGUUCGAUGAGAUGGGCCUGGAGGAAGCGGCCGCUCUCAAGCAAGAAGAAGAACAGGUGAAGGAAGAGCCAAGAGACGAAGAGGAAAACGAAAACGAAGACGAAAAUGAAGAUGAGAAUGAAAACGAAGACGACAAUGAAGACGAAAACGAAAACGAAGACGAAAAUGAUGACGACGAGGACGACGAUUUGCGGUCGCGGAAACGGCGGAGGGCAAACCAGUUUGUGGAUAUCGAAGCCGAAGUCGACGAUGAAGAAGAUGAGGAAAUCGACGAAGACGACGAAGAGGCCGAAUUGUUGAGAGAACAGUUUUUAGCUGACGACAAGGAGGCGCCCGAGACGGAGCGCCAGGACGACAGAUUGCACCGGGAAUUCGACCGUAGAAGACAGGAAACCGAGGACCAGGAUGCCGAAGCGUUGGCAGAAACAUUGAAGCAACGUUACCGUAAAACCCAUUCUGUUUACCGUGGAGAUAGCGCCACUUCUGGUACAGUAUCUCAAAAGUUGCUCAUGCCAUCUAUCAACGACCCUUCCAUUUACGCCAUUCGUUGUUCACCUGGUCGUGAAAAAGAACUUGUUCGCAAGCUCUUCGACAAAAAGAGAACCCUCGCCCGAACCGGACGGCCUCUCGAUAUCUUGACGGUGUUCCAAAGAGACUCGUUCAAGGGCUAUAUCUAUAUCGAAGCCAAGCGUGCCGAAGCCAUUGACCGAGCGUUGGCAGGUAUGGUGAACGUGUACCCCAAGAAUCGGCUUUUGGUUCCAGUCAGAGAAUAUCCCGAUCUUUUGAAACAGGUCAAAAGUUCCGACGUGGAGAUCGUGCCUGGACUCUAUGUUCGUAUGACCAGAGGAAAGUAUAAGGGAGACCUUGCUAUAGUGGAUAAUCUUUCUGAGAACGGGUUGGAUGUUCGAUGUAAACUUGUCCCCAGAUUGGACUAUGGUAAAAACGACACUUUUGACAGAGACGGCCGCAGAAUUAAGCUGAAGGUGCGCCCUCCCGCCCGUUUAUUCUCGGAACAAGAAGCCAGAGCCUACGAUAGCGAAUUCUUAUCGCCCGGAAGGGGUCCUAGAACCUACAUUUACCGCGGUGACGAUUAUGUCGAUGGGUUCUUGUAUAAGGAUUUCAAGCUUCAGUUCAUCAACACCAAAGAUGUGAAUCCUACUCUCGCUGAGUUGGAGCGUUUCAACGUGGGCGACGAUGGUAUCGAUGUGUCAGCCGUGGCCCUGAUGAAAAAGGAACAAACCUCAGCAUUUCAACCCGGCGAUAAAGUAGAAGUUCGUCGUGGUGAACAGGCUCGUACUGUGGGUAAAGUCACAGCGCUGUCUCUCAACGAAGUCACUAUAAUGGUGACCGAUAGUGGAGAUCCUCGUUUCGUGAACCAAGAAUUGACAGUGGUUGCGGCAGAUCUUCGUAAAGUUUUCGCUCCAGGAGACCAUGUUCGAGUUGUCGCUGGUAAGCACGCCGACGAAACAGGCUUGGUUAUCAAGCUUGAAGGAGAUUCCGUGGUUCUUUUGAGUGACCAGACCAAGGCAGACGUGAGAGUCUUCGCCAAUUACUUGGUGAAAGCUACUGACGCACUGACAUCUACGGAAACUGGUGGCAUGUACGAUAUCAAGGACUUGGUACAGCUCAAUGCGUCUACUGUGGGUGUUAUAGUGAAGGCAGACAAGGACUUGUACGAGCUUCUUACGUCUGAUGGUCGUCUUACCACCGUCAAGCCUUCAGGUAUAGCUUCCAAGCUUCGGAUGACCCGUCGUGAACAGAUAGCCACUGAUAAAAAUGGAAAUACUGUUCAGGUUGGAGACACAGUAAGAGAAUUAGCCACCGACAAGAAGCGCGAAGGUGUUGUUGUGCAUAUAUUCAAAAACUCGUUGUUCAUACAGCUGCAUGAUGUCUCUGAAAACCUUGGGUUUUUCGUCACCAACUGUAUGAAUGUAUUAGCGGUGACACGAGACGGACCUAAGGGACCAGAUCUUACCAAAAUGAAUCCAAACAAGGUGGCCGGUCCGUCACCAGCUGUUACUGCUCGUCGCGGUGGGCGUGACAAAUUGAUCUACAAGGACGUUAUUGUUACUGGUGGAAAUCAUAAGGGGCUUAUGGGAAAGGUGACCGAUACCGACGAUGUGUUUGCUCGUAUUGAGUUGCAUACCAAAUCCAAAAAAAUCAAGGUUAACAAGAACAACUUGAGUGUUAUAAUACGUGGUGAGUCUAUUCCGUACUUGCGGUUUAUCGGUGCCAACAACGGACCUCAAAACAGUGGUUCUUCCAUGAACAACCAGAACAGAUUUGGACCAGCAUUUUCGUCGGGCGGAAAAUCUGCCUGGGGAAAUGGCGGUGCUACGCCAAUGGUAGGCGGUGGUGGUGCUGGAGGCGGUACAUCUUGGGGAGGAGGUGCCACAGCUUGGGGCAAAACUCCCGGUGGUGCUUCUACCUGGGGAGGAAAUGCCAACUCAGGAGCCUCUACGUGGGGAGGUGGAAAUGGAGCAGCUUCGACCUGGGGUUCUGGAGCAAAUGCCGGUGCUUCUACUUGGGGAAAUGCCAAUGGUGGUGUUUCAACGUGGGGCUCCAAUGGAAAUGCUGGCAAUUCUACUUGGGGAGAUAAUGGCGCAGGGUCCACAUGGGGAGCUGGAGCUGGUGCUGGAGCUGGUGCCGGAGCCGGAGCAGGAGCAGGGUCUGCGUGGGGAAGUGGCAGUAAUUCUACUUGGGGCAACCGUGGAGGUGACAAAAGCACAUGGGGCUCGGGGUCUACGUGGGGCAACAAGUGA